CAGCUGCUGUCCAGAGGAUGGGGACAGGCACAGUGUCCCUGAGCAGCCCCGUGUCCCCAGCUGACUGAAAAAGUCUCCAAAAUGGGUCAGGGGACCGGGACCCCAGGAGAUGCCCCAUCCCUCAAAGAGUGGGGCAGAUGUCCUGGCAGAGUGGUGGGAUGCAGCAGGACCUGGCCCGGGACCACCUCAGGCACACACCCACUGCUGUUAGCUGACGGCACUGGUGGCCGUGUGGCAUAUCUGGUGACACCGCCAGGACAGGGACAGCCUGCAGGCUGGGAAAGGAGGAGGGAAUGAUCCGUGCCACCUGCGCUGCUGGGGAAGGUCAGUGCGGUGGCUGCAGCCUGCACCGAGGGAUGGGGAGCAGGGAUCUGCCUCAGCUUCCCAUGGAUCUGGGCUAAGGGCCAGGAAAGGACAGCUCUCGGCCCCCCAGGCUGGACACGGGGGGUACAGGACACGGUGGCCAUUGUGACAGGAUGCCAGGCCGGGCACAGCCCCAGGGCUCUCCCGGCUCCCCCUCCCGCAAUUCCUCCCAGGGCACAGCUCAGAGCAGGAGUGAGGAGAGUGAGAAGAGUGCAGUGGCAUCUGCUCGCCCCAGCCCCUGCCCCAGUUCCAUCCCCAGCGGGGGACAGGACGUGCACAGCUCCCCACACCACCUCUGACUCCGGGACCCCCCAAAAUACCCAGGGCUGGGGUCACACAGCCCCCCACUCCCACGGCGAGGGACCUUCCUGCUCCUCCUGGCUCCUUUGAGGCGGCACAAACCUCUCCUGCCUCCAGUCCCCUCCACAGCCCCCUGGCACAGUUCUGGGGGCUCCCCAGGACCCCUCAUUUCGGGGCUGGCUCUGCACUAGAGUAGGGGUUUGGCUGUAGCCAAGACUCCAGGGACUUCAGGGACUUCCCGGCGGCUUCUCCUCCCUUCGCUCCUCCCUCUCCAUCACCCCAUCCGCCAGCGCUCAUCACCAUCGGGGGGGAAGAGGCUGCACCCGGGGCCGGGAGCAGCCGCGGCGUCACCCCCGGAGCCCCCCGAGCCCCCGGGGAGCAGCGGGGGGAGGACGGGGCUCCGGCCACCGCCGCUGCCCGCAGCCCAGCACCUCUUCCCCGGGCUCCACCUCACCAUCAUGCUUUUUUCCUCUUGUUUCUUCUCUUGCAGGUUUCACAUGGGGAACCUUCUAAAAGUGUUGACUUAUAACGAACUUGACCAAGGCCCUAAUUUUUUCCUUGACUUUGAAAAUGCGCAGCCGACGGAGGCCGAGACGGCGGUGUGGAACCAGGUGAACGCCGUGCUGGAGGAGGCACAGACCAUCCUGGCCGAGCUGCAGUCCUACACGGGCGCCGGGCAGGAGAUCCGAGAGGCCAUCCAAAACCCCGGGGACCUGCGGCUGCAGGAGCGCGCCUGGAGCGCCGUGUGCCCCCUGGUCGCCAAGCUGAAACGCUUCUACGAGUUCUCCCUGCGGCUGGAGAACGCCCUGCGGAGCCUGCUGGAGGCACUCACCAGCCCCCCCUACGCCCCGACCCAGCACCUGGAGCGGGAGCAAGCCCUGGCCAAGCAGUUUGCCGAGAUCCUGCACUUCACCCUCAGCUUCGAUGAGCUCAAGAUGACCAACCCCGCCAUCCAGAACGACUUCAGCUACUACAGACGGACCAUCAGCCGGAAUCGCAUCAACAACCUGCAGCUGGAUGCAGAGAGCGAGGUGAACAACGAGAUGGCCAACAGGAUGUCCCUGUUCUACGCCGAGGCCACCCCCAUGCUGAAAACACUCAGCAAUGCCACCACCAAGUUCGUUUCGGAGAACAAGACCCUCCCGAUCGAGGACACGACCGACUGCCUGAGCACCAUGGCCUGCGUGUGCAGGGUGAUGCUGGAGACCCCGGAGUACCGGAGCCGCUUCACCAACACCGAGACCCUGCUCUUCUGCAUGAGGGUGAUGGUCGGCGUCAUCAUCCUCUACGACCACGUCCACCCCGUGGGGGCCUUCGCCAAGACCUCCAAGAUCGACAUGAAAGGCUGCAUUAAAGUCUUGAAAGACCAACCCUCAACCAGCACCGAGGGGCUCCUGAACGCUCUGAGGUACACCACUCGGCACCUCAACGACGACACCACGUCCAAACAGAUCCGGGCCCUGCUGCAGUGAGCGCGGGGCGGCCGCCGGAGCCGCACGUCACCGUGUCACCGACGCCCAUGACCAUACAGCUCAUUUUGUACAGAGGGAAAAGGGACAACGAGGAAUACACAGAAAUGUUAAAAGCAAAUCAAGACGGCCCCGGGCCGCCCUCCCCCGCCACGCCCCCCCUUCCCACCCCCAAAUCAGCACCCGCUCCUGGACACGAGGUGUGGGUGGCACCGUGGGGACACCGCGCCGGGGGGGCCGGGGCCGGGCAGGAGAGACCCGGGCAAGGGAAGUGCUGAUGGGGCUGGCAGCAGGGUGCCCAUGGCACGGGGGCACCUUGGGGAGGGGGCAGGCGGUGCCCCUGUCCCCAUUCUGGUCCCCAAGCGGAGGAGGAGGGAGAGGAUGAGGAGGAGGAGGAGAAGGAAGAAGUAUCCCUGUGGAUCUGCACUGACUCUGGAGGAAAAGGCUCAGUCUCACCUGGUAGAUUUUUAAUAUGAGAAAUUAAAUCCACACUCACCUCUUCUUUUCUACAUUUUUUUUUUUUUUGGGUGUGAAAUAAAAUGACAUUUAAUCUGUUCGUGGCCGGAG
Messenger RNA from Vidua macroura (Pin-tailed whydah), 2699 nucleotides. Its product is annotated as CYFIP-related Rac1 interactor A-like. NCBI's taxonomy places the organism in Eukaryota, Metazoa, Chordata, Aves, Passeriformes, Viduidae. Gene Ontology annotation, biological process: regulation of actin filament polymerization. The transcript has 10 exons. Gene Ontology annotation, molecular function: small GTPase binding. The coding region runs from base 1122 to 2135 and encodes 337 amino acids. The record is from RefSeq and is a predicted model, not a curated record.